UCUGGUCCUGGGGAAAUUUUCCUUAAAUAUACAAUAUAUAUAUCUAUAUAUAUAUUCCACACAGAAACACACUUUUGCUAGUUUUUGAAUCCAGACUAUUUUUUUCCUCUGCGUUAACGGAUGUGAGGCGGUUGGACCGAGCCUCGCGUGCCAAUCCCGCGGAGUUUAGACGGUCUCUCGCGGGGGCUCUCUAGCCGUAUUGUGCGUCAUUUCCAUCGCUGCCGUUCUGUUAUUUUUCUCCUUUGAGGAAACAUGGCAACUCCCGCCGCGGUCAACCCGUCCGGUAAAGAUGGGCAGUGAGUUGCCAGGGACAGUCGGGAUGCCGGGAGCAGUUGGUUCUGGCCAGGUGAGGAUGGGAGGAGCCGUGCCAGGCCGUGGAGGCAAGAGGAGAUCAGGAGGAAUGGACUUUGAUGACGAAGAUGGAGAGGGACCUAGCAAAUUUUCAAGGUAUGAUGAUGAUCAGAUUCCUGGUGGGGAUAAGGAGAAAUACGCCAGAGAGAACCACAGUGAGAUUGAGCGUCGCCGGCGCAACAAAAUGACCCAGUACAUCACUGAGCUGUCAGACAUGGUCCCUACCUGCAGCGCCCUAGCCCGAAAACCUGAUAAGCUGACCAUCCUGCGUAUGGCUGUCUCCCAUAUGAAAUCCAUGAGGGGCACUGGGAACACGUCCACUGAUGGGGCCUACAAGCCCUCCUUUCUCACUGAACAGGAACUGAAGCAUCUGAUCCUGGAGGCGGCAGAUGGCUUCCUGUUUGUGGUUGCUGCAGAGACGGGCCGGGUAAUCUAUGUGUCGGACUCGGUGACGCCAGUGCUAAACCAGCCCCAGUCAGAGUGGUUUGGCAGCACUCUCUACGAACAGGUCCACCCUGACGAUGUGGACAAGCUAAGGGAACAGCUUAGCACUUCAGAAAACUCCAUGACAGGAAGGAUUCUGGACCUGAAGACGGGAACAGUUAAGAAGGAGGGACAGCAGUCCUCCAUGAGGAUGUGCAUGGGCUCCCGACGCUCCUUCAUCUGUCGCAUGAGGUGCGGCAGUGCUCCUCUGGAUCACAUCUCCCUAAACCGUCUAUCUAACAUGAGGAAGAGAUACAGGAAUGGCCUUGGACCCUCAAAAGAAGGAGAAGCUCAGUACUCUGUGGUGCAUUGCACUGGGUACAUCAAAGCCUGGCCCCCUGCAGGCAUGACAAUACCAGAAGAAGACACAGAGGCAGGUCAGACUGGAAAAUACUGCCUAGUGGCCAUUGGAAGACUGCAGGUGACCAGCUCACCAGUCUCUAUGGAUAUGAACGGUCUGUCGGUGCCCACAGAGUUCCUGUCACGCCACAACUCGGAUGGUGUCAUCACUUUCGUUGACCCUCGCUGUAUAAACGUCAUUGGUUAUCAGCCACAGGACCUGCUGGGAAAAGAUAUUCUGGAGUUCUGUCAUCCCGAGGACCAGAGUCACCUGAGAGAAAGUUUCCAACAGGUUGUGAAAUUGAAGGGUCAGGUCCUGUCAGUGAUGUAUCGUUUCCGAAUGAAGAACAGGGAGUGGAUGUUGAUCAGAACAAGCAGCUUCACCUUCCAAAAUCCAUACUCUGAUGAGAUAGAGUACAUCAUCUGCACCAACACCAACGUCAAGCAGCUACAGCAGCAGCAGCAGGCAGAGCUGGAGGUUCACCAGAGAGAUGGACUGACUGCCUAUGAUCUUUCCCAGGUGCCUGUGGCCAGCGUCAGCAGUGGAGUCCAUGAGGCAGGCAAGAACAUCGACAAGACAGAAGCCCUGUUCUCCCAGGAGAGAGACCCACGCUUUGCUGAGAUGUACACUGGCAUCUCUGGCUCGGGAGAUAAGAAGAUGAUGGUUCCUUCCUCUACAGCUGGAGGACAGCAGCUCUACUCCCAGAGCUCUCCUUUCCAGCAGGGACACUCUGGAAAAACCUUCAGUUCCUCUGUGAUCCAUGUCCCCGGUGUAAAUGACAUCCAGCCAUCAGGCUCAUCUAAUCAGAAUCUAGCUCAGAUUUCCAGACAGCUCAACCCAGGCCAGGUGGCAUGGUCAGGCAACCGACCCCCAUUCUCUGGACAGUCCAGUAAAGCCCAGUCCAGUCCAUUUGGUAUUGGUUCUGGCCACAGCUACCAGACCGACCCAGCCUCAUACAGUCCCCUGUCGUCACCAGCCACCUCCUCUCCCAGCGGUAACGCCUACUCAGGACUGACAAACCGCAGCACAGCUUUUGAUGUGUCGGGGGAAAGCAGUCAGAGUGGAGCCCAGUUCCAGGGACGUCCCAGUGAGGUCUGGUCCCAGUGGCAGAACCAGCAUCACUCCCAGCAGGCCGGGGAACAGCAUACACACCCCAACCCCAGCCAGACAGAAGUCUUCCAGGACAUGUUACCCAUGGCUGGAGAUCCCACCCAGGGAACAGCCAACUACAACAUUGAGGACUUCGCUGACCUCGGCAUGUUCCCACCCUUCUCUGAUCCAGAGAAGAUGUCACUUACCUCACAGUACAAGAGGACCAAUAGGACCAAGAGACUAGUAGGUGACCAGAUACCUCCUCUGUUAAUACCUGCAGUGACUGUAGAGAGCAUCAGUUGACAACACUAUUGAUGUAACUGCAAAGAAGUCCCACCACUACCUGUUUCCACGGACACACAGUAAGAUUUAUGUGAGUGUUGAAGAUGAAGACGUCCAUCUGCCUGGUGCAGCCUCUUGCGCGCCAUCACUGACUCUGCCAAACAGCAGCGGCCAAACCUGCUGCUGUCCUCACUCUCUCCAUCAACCUUAUUGUGUAAACUAUAUGUAGUGAUGUCCAGAACUGUAGAGAAAACCCCGAUGCGAGGACAGAAGGAUUCUAUGUAUAAAUGAAAGAAAAUUUAAAAAAAAAAAAAAAAAAAAGCUCAUUGCAGACAGUUGCUAAGCUAAGGCUUAAAGUGCACUUCAUGAAGCUAACUGCUAAUCUCACCAGCCUGCUUUAAAAGGGAAAAACCGCCAUACCGUCCAAGCAAAGCGCAGUAUUUACUAGUGUAUUUGGUGUUCUUCAGCUCUCGCUACUUGACUUAAUUACUUUAUAAUCUUUUCAACUAUUAAGAGACUGAAUAAUACUUUCUAGUAGGAGCUUUUACAUGAGAGAUUGUAUAAUGUCUCUGACAGACGGAUGGGAGAACCUUGAACAGACAUCGAGUCCUUUUGCUAAAGAUCUCAAAUUGAUGUUUUUUUUUGUAAAUAAUGUGAUUUUUAUGUCGACUCGUGUUACUUUCACACAGUACAUGUUUUUUGUGUAGGUUUUAAUGAUAUUGUGUGCAAUGUGAGUACAUAUUUAACUAUUGGUAUUUAGUUAGUCUGUUAAUUGUACAUUGAGUUCUAGACCUGUACAAAUUGUGUAAAUGUGACCCAUUAUUUUUGUGUAACAAAUUGUGCUUGUGACAAUAAAUUCUUAUUGGUUACGUGGCUUCCA
Messenger RNA from Xiphias gladius (swordfish), 3428 nucleotides. RefSeq names its product aryl-hydrocarbon receptor nuclear translocator 2 (gene arnt2). The record is from RefSeq and is a predicted model, not a curated record. Gene Ontology annotation, molecular function: DNA-binding transcription factor activity, RNA polymerase II-specific; protein dimerization activity; RNA polymerase II cis-regulatory region sequence-specific DNA binding. NCBI's taxonomy places the organism in Eukaryota, Metazoa, Chordata, Actinopteri, Istiophoriformes, Xiphiidae. Gene Ontology annotation, biological process: regulation of transcription by RNA polymerase II. Gene Ontology annotation, cellular component: cytoplasm; nucleus; transcription regulator complex. Bases 290 to 2569 code for a protein of 759 amino acids. The transcript is spliced from 21 exons.